This is a messenger RNA of Setaria italica (foxtail millet), 2431 nucleotides long. Its product is annotated as ABC transporter G family member 16. The coding region runs from base 1 to 2277 and encodes 758 amino acids. Gene Ontology annotation, cellular component: membrane. The record is from RefSeq and is a predicted model, not a curated record. The transcript has a single exon. Lineage: Eukaryota; Viridiplantae; Streptophyta; Magnoliopsida; Poales; Poaceae. Gene Ontology annotation, molecular function: ATP binding; ATP hydrolysis activity; ABC-type transporter activity.
AUGUCGAGUGACUCUGGUGACAGGAGGGUGUGGUCGACGGCGGCGGCGCCGGUGGAGGCGUCGGACGCGCCACCGGGACGCAGCUCCCGUACCCCGUCGCUCAAGCUCAACCAGCUUCUUGCGCUCCGCUCACCCAGCUCGGUGUCCAAGGCCACCACGGACACGUCCGGGCACCUCGUCGUCGACGUGCAUCCAACGGCCACGUCAGAUGACGGGGAUGGGAGUAGCAGGCCUGCAGAUGAUGCCUUCAUCGACCGCCCCGCCGUGCACUUCGUGCUGGCCUUCGACGACCUCACGUACAGCGUGAAGCGGCCGAGGAGCUCGUUCCGCCUGAGCCGCCACGAGGGGACCGGCGCCGACGGCGCGAGGACGCGGGCGCUGCUCGAUGGCAUCUCGGGGGCGGCGCGGGAGGGGGAGAUCCUGGCGGUGCUCGGCGCGAGCGGUGCCGGCAAGAGCACGCUGAUCGACGCGCUCGCGGGCCGGAUCCAGCGGGAGAGCCUCCGCGGCGCCGUCGCGCUCAACGGGGAGGCGAUGGACGGGCGCCUGCUCAGGGUCAUCUCGGCGUACGUGAUGCAGGACGACCUCCUGUACCCGAUGCUCACCGUCGCCGAGACGCUCAUGUACUCGGCCGAGUUCCGGCUCCCGAGCUCGCUCUCCGCGUCCAAGAAGCGUAGCCGAGUGCAGGCGCUCAUCGACCAGCUCGGCCUCCGCGCCGCGGCCGACACCAUCAUCGGCGACGAGGGCCGCCGCGGCGUGUCCGGCGGGGAGCGCCGCCGCGUGUCCAUCGGCAUCGACAUCAUCCACGACCCCAUCAUCCUGUUCCUCGACGAGCCCACGUCCGGGCUCGACUCCACCAGCGCGUUCAUGGUUGUCAAGGUGCUGCAGCACAUCGCGCAGAGCGGCAGCGUCGUGAUCAUGUCCAUCCACCAGCCGAGCUACCGCAUCCUCGGUCUCCUCGACCGCCUCCUGUUCCUCUCCCGCGGUCGAACGGUGUACUACGGCCCACCGGCCGGCCUGCCGCCGUUCUUCUUGGAGUUCGGGCACCCGAUCCCGGACGGCGAGAACCCGGCGGAGUUCGCGCUCGACACGAUACGUGAGCUCGAGGGCACGCCGAACGGGACCAAGGAGCUCGUGGAAUUCAGCAAGUCGUGGCAAGAGAAGCCGCUUUCGCGCACCAUCUCGGCCGCGAGCUCGGGCCCCGAGCAUAAACCGUCGCUGACGCUGAAGGAGGCCAUCGGCCUAAGCAUCGCCCGUGGCAAGCUGGUGUCCGGCACGAGCCCCGGCGGCGGAGGCGGCUCGUCCACGUCCGCGAGCACGGCAAAGGUGGCGACGUACGCGAACCCGUGGUGGGUGGAGGUGUGGGUGCUGACGCGGCGGGCGUUCACCAACACGCGGCGCACGCCGGAGCUGUUCCUGAUCCGCCUGGGCACGGUGACGGUGACGGCGUUCAUCCUGGCCACCGUGUUCUGGCGUCUGGACAACACCCCCAAGGGCGUGAACGAGCGGUUCGGCUUCUUCGCCAUCGGCAUGUCCACCAUGUUCUACACCAGCGCGGACGCGCUGCCCGUGUUCCUGGUCGAGCGCUACAUCUUCCUCCGGGAGACGGCGCACAACGCGUACCGCCGGUCGUCGUACACGCUCUCCAACGCCAUCGUGGCGCUCCCGCCGCUGGUGCUGCUGUCCCUCGCCUUCGCCGGCAUCACCUUCUUCGCCGUGGGGCUCGCCGGCGGCGCGCAGGGGUUCGCCUUCUUCGCGCUCAUCGUGCUCGCCUCCUUCUGGGCGGGCAGCGGGUUCGUGACGUUCCUCUCCGCCGUGGUCCCGCACGUGAUCAUCGGCUACACCGUGGUGGUCGCCGUGCUGGCCUACUUCCUGCUCUUCAGCGGCUUCUUCGUGACGCGGGACAGGAUCCCGAGCUACUGGAUCUGGUUUCACUACCUGUCGCUGAUCAAGUACCCGUACCAGGCGGUGAUGCAGAACGAGUUCGGGGCGGACCCGGGGAGGUGCUUCAUGCGCGGGGUGCAGAUGUUCGACGGCACGCCGAUGGGGAGGCUGCCGGAGGCGACAAAGGUGAACGUGCUCAACGCCAUGAGCCGGUCCAUGCGGGUGGACUUCAACAGCAGCUCGUGCAUCACGGCCGGGCCCGACGUCCUCGCGAAGCAGGCCGUGACGGACCUCGGCAAGUGGGCGUGCCUCUGGAUCACCGUGGCAUGGGGGUUCGUCUUCCGCGUCCUCUUCUACCUCACGCUCCUGCUCGGGAGCAGGAACAAGAGGAGGUGAUGGCUGCGUGCAUGCAGCACAGCGAUCGAACUAGCAAUGCGGCUCGUGCUCUCUGGAAUUCUGGAUUGAUCAUCGCGUGUGAUGGUUACUACAAAUUGUGUUGCACAAGUAGUAUUGAUUAAUUCGAAAACCAUUCUUAAGAUGAUGUCGAAUC